GGCGGCGGCCGGCCGGGCGGGACUGGCGGGAGGGGUCGAUAAGAGAAAUCGAACCGGGCGUGCUACGUCGAUGCGUGAAAGUGAAGGUAUGCUACCUGCGGGAGAGGCCGAGCGAACCCGAUGAAUACCUGUUGCCUCUUACUUGGACGCUCGUUCCUUCCCUCGCUCCUGUCGGUGUGACGUGGGCAACCGUCGAAUGUCGAUAGCGAGGAGUUUAUCGGCAACACAAGUGUCAAAUCGUCUACGAGUAUGGAGCGCCUCAGGAAGAAGCUGUGCGAGUACAAUCAGCAUCAUCUACUCCGAUUUUGGGAGGAGCUGACGGACGAGGACAGAAGCCAGCUGGAGAAUGAUAUAGACGAGCUUGGCGACCUGCGGGAGAUUACAAGCUACUUUGAGAGGGCUGUCGAAUCCUCGAGUUGCCAGAGUAUGCUGGACGACAAGAUACAGCCGAUCGACGAGACCAAGAUUGCUUCCGUCAAGACAUCCACCGAGCAACAGUUGAAUGUGUACAAGGAACGCGGCUUGAAACAAAUUGCUCAAGGUCGUGUCGCUGUAUUGUUGUUGGCAGGUGGUCAAGGCACGCGUCUAGGAGUUAGCUAUCCCAAGGGAAUGUACAACGUCGAGUUGCCCUCGCAGAAAACCCUCUUCCAAUUGCAGGCGGACAGAAUACUCCGUCUGCAACAUAUGGCGCGACAACAGUACGGAGGAUGUGGAGAAAUCACUUGGUAUAUCCUUACCAGCGAAGCCACUCAUCACGCCACCGUUGAAUACCUAACUAAAUGCCACUAUCUUGGCUUGAAAGAGAAAAAUGUGAAAAUCUUCAAACAGGGUAUGUUACCGUGUUUCACUUUCGACGGGAAAAUGAUUUUCGAUGCGAAGCAUCGUAUCUCCAAGGCCCCCGACGGAAACGGAGGAGUGUAUCGUGCCUUGAAGAAUGAAGGAAUAUUGGCCGACAUGGUACUACGUGGUAUUCAAAGUAUUCACGCACAUUCCGUGGACAACAUCUUGGUGAAAGUAGCCGAUCCUAUAUUCAUAGGAUACUGCCUGAUGUCUGAAACCGACUGCGGGGUUAAAGUUAUCGAAAAGUCUUGUCCGUCUGAAGCCGUUGGCGUAGUAUGCAAGGUGGAGAAUCACUAUCGAGUGGUUGAAUAUAGCGAGAUAACAAAAGAGACUGCGGAGCUUCGACGCGCCAAUGGACAACUGGUAUACGAUGCUGCUAAUAUAUGCAACCACUAUUUUACAAUCGACUUUCUUAAGGACGUCGGAGAUGUUUACGAGAAAUCGUUGCCUCUGCACGUGGCGAAGAAGAAAAUCCCGUAUGUUAAUGACGAUGGAGAAAGAAUCGUUCCAGAAAUUCCCAACGGCAUCAAGAUAGAAAAAUUUGUGUUCGACGUGUUUCCCUUCGCAAAGAAUUUCGCGGUGUGGCAGGGAAGGCGCGAGGAGGAGUUCAGUCCUCUGAAAAAUUCGAGUUCCGCUGGCCAAGACUGCCCGAGCACCGCCCGCGCAGAUUUGCUCAAUUUACACAAAAAGUGGUUGCUAGAGGCAGGUGCGAGAGACGUCGGGGACGAUGUCGAGAUCUCGUCUUUGCGUUCAUACGCAGGAGAAAAUUUGUCUCACAUUGCCAACAAAUCUUUCUCAGGACCAGAAAUCAUUCUCCCUAGUCCUAGUAUGGACUUUGAGUAAUAAGGAAAUUUCGAUAUUAAUAUUUGCCUUUAUUCCACGACGAGACUGGUCUGAUGAUGAGAUGAAAUAAAAGGGAAAGGAUACCGAGAUCAAAGAUUGUAUAUAGUGUAAAUCGAGAAAUAACUAGGCGUACAAUUUGGCUGUAUAAAUUCGAGUGUAAUCUGGCAAUAUUAUUACAAGUAUUGCGACCGUCGCAUUUUUAUAUACAUUGUUAUCACGUGUGUAUGGAAUAAAACUAUCAAGUAUACCAGUAAUAAAUCCUGUUAUAAGCACACAA
Messenger RNA from Vollenhovia emeryi, 1960 nucleotides. It is a transcript of the gene mmy, whose product is annotated as UDP-N-acetylhexosamine pyrophosphorylase. Gene Ontology annotation, biological process: UDP-N-acetylglucosamine biosynthetic process. NCBI's taxonomy places the organism in Eukaryota, Metazoa, Arthropoda, Insecta, Hymenoptera, Formicidae. The record is from RefSeq and is a predicted model, not a curated record. The transcript has 3 exons. Gene Ontology annotation, molecular function: UDP-N-acetylglucosamine diphosphorylase activity. The coding region runs from base 250 to 1683 and encodes 477 amino acids.